This is a messenger RNA of Periconia digitata, 1244 nucleotides long. The record is from the annotation of a GenBank genome assembly. Lineage: Eukaryota; Fungi; Ascomycota; Dothideomycetes; Pleosporales; Periconiaceae.
CCCCUCAGUUUGCUCCGACCAUCGCCAUGCAAACAAGACCAUGUCACAGAGCAACAACCAUCGGAUUUCAAUUGAUAUACCGACGCAACAUGUCUUCCCAUUCGCCCAUCAAAGUCGCUAUCCUGGAUGACUACCAUAACAUAGCAGCAAAACAUUUCUCGAGUGUUGACCCUUCCAAAGUUUCCCUAACCACAUUCAACGACACUUUACCAGCAUACACGCAUCCCAAGACCAGUGAUGCAGACCGCCAAUUGCUCGUCGAGAGGCUGAAACCAUUCAGCGUGCUCUCCACGAUGCGCGAGCGGACGCCGUUUCCAGGGGAACUACUCCGCCAGCUGCCCAAUCUAAAGAUGAUCCUGGCAACGGGAACUCAAUUUGAAACAUUCGACCUGAAAACAGCAAAGGAGCUAGGUAUCUCAGUUUGCGCUGCGCCGGGCAAGGGGCGGACCGAUGGCAGGGGGAGCGGGCUGUCUGCUCGUACGAGGAUCGAUAUUAAAAAAGGUGGCGGCCAUCCAACUACUCAGCAUGCUUGGGCUCUUAUCCUCGCGCUGGCACGAAAUGUGGCUGUCGAUGACGCCGUCAUCAAGGGCAAAGGGGUGGCUAGUGCAUGGCAGACAGAGCUCGCCAUUGGUCUACAAGGGAAGACGUUGGGCCUGGUUGGCUUUGGGCGCAUUGGAGCUCUCGUAGCCAGAGUAGGACUGUUGGCCUGGGGCAUGAAGGUUGUGUGUUGGAGUGCAAACUUGACACAAGAAAAAGCUGAUCAGCUAGCCCAAGACGUGGGUUUGCCUGUCACAGGUGGCGGCAUCGCAGACGAGGACGAGAAGACAUUCCGAGUGGUCAGCAAAGAAGAACUCUUCAAAACAUCCGAUGUCCUAAGCUUGCACUACGUAUUGAGUGCAAGAUCGCGGGGAAUUGUUGGGGAGCAAGAGCUGAAGUGGAUGAAACCAUCGGCGUUCUUGAUCAAUACCUCGAGAGGACCCUUGAUUGACGAAGCUGCUCUAUUGAAAACCCUCCAAAAUGGACGUAUAGGAGGUGCUGCACUGGAUGUUUUCGACAUUGAACCCUUACCCGCCGAUAGCCCCUGGAGGUCUGGAGAUUGGGACGUCCCGGGAAAGAGUAGGGUGCUUUUGACGCCUCAUAUGGGAUAUGUAGAGGAGGAGACUCUAAGAAUUUGGUAUGAAGAAACGGCGGAAAAUCUGGAAAGAUAUGUCCAAGGAAACGAUAUGCUGCAUAGCCUUACAUGA